AUGCCCGCCCCACGGCGCCUCCUGCCUUUGCUCCUGGUUGUGGGACUGACCGCGGGGGCCAGCCUGCUUCCAGGGCCCGAGAGCCGCCCAGGCGUGUGCCCCAACCAGCUCAGCCCCCACCUGUGGGUGGACGCCCAGAGCACCUGCGAGAGGGAGUGCGUCCAGGAUGAGGACUGUGCGGCGGGGGAGAAGUGCUGCACCAACGUGUGCGGGCUGCGCAGCUGCGUGGCCGCCCGCUUUCCCCGCGACGGCGCAGCCGCCCCAGCGGUGGCCUCCUGCGAGGGCUUUGCCUGCCCCCAGCAGGGCUCCGACUGCGACAUCUGGGACGGGCAGCCCGUGUGCCGCUGCCGCGACCGCUGCGAGAAGGAGCCCAGCUUCACCUGCGCCUCGGACGGCCUCACCUACUACAACCGCUGCUACAUGGACGCCGAGGCCUGCCUGCGGGGGCUGCCCCUGCGCGUCGUGCCCUGCAGACACGUCCUUAGCUGGCCGCCCGGCAGCCCGGGGCUGCCCGAGCCCACCGCCCACCCCACGCCCGGCGCCGCCCCCGUGCCGCCGGCCCUGUACAGCACCCCCUUCCCGCAGGCGGUGCAGGUGGGGGGCACCGCCAGCCUGCACUGCGACGUCAGCGGCCGCCCGCCGCCGGCCGUGACCUGGGAGAAGCAGAGCCACCAGCGGGAGAACCUCAUCAUGCGGCCGGACCAGAUGUACGGCAACGUGGUGGUCACCAGCCUGGGGCAGCUGGUGCUGUACAACGCGCGGCCCGAGGACGCGGGGCUGUACACCUGCACCGCGCGCAACGCCGCCGGCCUGCUGCGGGCCGACUUCCCGCUCUCCGUGGUCCAGCGGGAGGCGGCCAGCGACGGGGGCCCCGGCGCCCAGGCCCCGGCCGAGUGCCUGCCCGCCGCGCAGGCCUGCGCCGGCCCCGCCCCCGCCUCCCCGCGCCGCGGCCUCUGGCACUUCGACCCCCAGCGCGGCAGCUGCAUGACGUUCCCGGCCCCGCGCUGCGCCGGCACCGCCCCCGGCUUCGAGACCUACGAGGCGUGCCAGCAGGCCUGCGCCCGCGGGCCGGGGGACGCCUGCGUGCUGCCCGCCGUGCAGGGCCCGUGCCAGGGCCGGGAGCCGCGCUGGGCCUACAGCCCCCUGCUGCAGCUCUGCCACCCCUUCCUGUACGGCGGCUGCGAGGGCAACGGCAACAACUUCGAGAGCCGGGCGAGCUGCGAGGACGCCUGCCCCGUGCCGCGGGCCCCGGCCUGCCGCGCCUGCCGCCCGCGGGCCAAGCUGGUGCCCAGCCUGUGCCGCAGCGACUUCGCCAUCGUGGGCCGGCUCACCGAGGUGCUGGAGGAGCCGGAGGCGGGCGGCGGCCUGGCCCGCGUGGCCCUGGAGGACGUGCUCAAGGACGACAAGAUGGGCCUCAAGCUCCUGGGCACCAGGUACCUGGAGGUGACGCUCAGAGGCAUGGACUGGGCCUGCCCCUGCCCCAACGUGACGGCCGGCGACGGGCCGCUCGUCAUCAUGGGCGAGGUGCGGGAGGGCGUGGCCGUGCUGGACGCCGGCGGCUACAUCCGCGCGGCCAGCGAGCGGCGCGUCCGCAAGAUCUGGGAGCUGCUGGAGAAGGGGGCGUGCGCGCUGCUCGGCCGCUUCCAGGACUAAGCCCCACCCAAUAAAGGCGCUGGCCACACCA
Messenger RNA from Oryctolagus cuniculus (rabbit), 1684 nucleotides. It is a transcript of the gene WFIKKN1, whose product is annotated as WAP, follistatin/kazal, immunoglobulin, kunitz and netrin domain containing 1. Gene Ontology annotation, biological process: transforming growth factor beta receptor signaling pathway. The record is from RefSeq and is a predicted model, not a curated record. Lineage: Eukaryota; Metazoa; Chordata; Mammalia; Lagomorpha; Leporidae. Gene Ontology annotation, molecular function: receptor antagonist activity; transforming growth factor beta binding; serine-type endopeptidase inhibitor activity. Gene Ontology annotation, cellular component: extracellular region.